UUCAAAUUUCAUACAUUUCUUUGAAUUCUCAAAAUUUUGUCACAAAAAAUCUCGACUCAGCAAAAUAUUGAAGAUUUUCUCAAAUAAAUUGUUCAAAAUGGUAGAUGAAUUUAUCGAGGUUAGGGUAAGUGAUCAAUAUACGUUCUAUAGAUGUAACGGUUUUGUUUUUUGAAUGAUUUUAACGUUUGAAAAAUCGAUAUGGAACUUGAAUGAUGGAGCUUGGGCCCACGCCAUUUUUUAAUCAAAAUCGUUCUCAAGAAAGCACUUCAGAGCUUCGAAUGCCAAUGCUUUGUUCUUGAGACUUAAAUUAAGGGAAGAGUUGUAAAUUAACGUUCAAUGUACAAUGUUUAAACUUGAAAUUAAGAAAUUGUUUUACAAUUUAGCAUAUGGUGAAAUCUUUCCGCGUAGCCGAGCUUCAAGAACUCCUUGGCUUCGCAAAUCGUUCAAAGACCGGAAGAAAACAUCAAUUAAUGGGUAGAGCGUUAGACAUGUUGAAAUGUGAACCCGGGCCCAAAGUACGGGCAAAAAUAAGCGAGCUUUACGGGAAUAGAUUUCCGCGUCGAAUGUAUUCGGCACCUUAUAUCCCGAGACAAGCUUUCAGUUCUGGUGUGUAUUCAAGUAUGGGGGAGUCGAGUCGAAGUGCGUCCCUAUUGGCUCCCCAGAGGCCUAGUCAGUCGUCGUCGUCGUCGACAUCGUUGCCCGUCCACCCUGAUGUGAAAUUGAAAUCUUUGCCAUUUUAUGAUUUUAAGGAUGAGCUCGUCAGGCCACACUCGCUGGGUAGGUCAUUUUAGAAUUCUAAGAAAAUUUCAAUACUACUUUACGACCGUCGGAAUUACAGCGCUUGAAAUAACAGCCAAUCAUCCCAUUCAAUUGUAUUGCACCCUACUUUAUUAUUUUCUGUCUAACACCAAAAUAUUCAGCCCUCGAAAAGCGUCAAAAUUGAGGUCGGAAAAAAAGUGCCGACCUAAAUCUGACCCAUUUUCCAUGUCUUGGAGCACUAGUAGUCGUGCGUAUUUACGAAUCAUUGAAAUUGGAAUAUAAAUGUGAACUACAGUGACACGACAGCUUUUCUGUUGGACUACAAAUCAAAUUCUAUAGUCGCUGACAUUUUAGUUUUUGACUGAAUUAAGGUUGGCAAAAAUUUGCUGACCUGGGAGGUUGAUAGGUCGGCAUUUGCCGAAUGCUGACCUCGUUUUGGAGGGCUGGAUUAUUUUAAAUAUUCAUCAAGGGCAGAGAAAUGGCUCUCAAUGGGUGAAAGUUAAACCAACUGUUGAGAAAAUAGAUAUGCUGCCCCUUAAAUGAACCUAUUCAGUGCCAGCACUUUUCCUUAACAAGUAAAAUCAUAUUGUCUGGCUUUAGAAAGAGUAAAUAACAAAAUUGGGUGGAAUGUCACUAAAUAAGGCUAUGUUUGCACUAUACCGGGAUAGCUUUCUAUAGCGGUGCAAAAAAGCACCUAUUUGAUACAACUUUCAGAAGCUGAGCAAAACAACAUCUCUCUAUUGCAAUAUUAGAGAGUUUGCCAUUCACGUUGCGGCUAGAGAAGACGUGUUCGAAAUGUUUGGUAACUAGUGCGGCCAACACGUCUUGUGUAAUUCUGGCAACAUCUUGCGUGUAGUCGACGAUUGACAUUUUCACGUUGCGAUCACUACGCUGUGAAUUUCAAGUGAGUAUUGAAUACUUUUACAUUGAAAACGUGAAUUUAAGUAAUUAACUUUCUAUUUUUGAUGAAGUAGUACUAACCUUUGACUACACUUUCUGUGGUGUUAAACAAAAAUUACAAAGAUUUUGAAAAACCUACAAUUUUCCCGCCAAAAUAACCUUUUUUACGCAAACGCGUUGUAUUUGAUAACGACAUAGGGAACAGAAUAAGAUGACGUGGCCCAAGCCGCGCUAGUUACCAAGCCUUUCUAACACUAACACUUCUUUCACUGUGUUGUGAAUCGUAAACUCUUUAAUUCCUAUGAAAAUAGACAUGGAUAGGGUUUUUUGCGUCGCUACGGAAAGCUGUCAGGUCAGUUCAGCUAACCAUAGCCUAAAUAUGCAUUUGUGUGUUCAGUACCUCAAGGCAAAAGUUCAAGAUUUCAAGAUUCGUACAUUUUAUUUCAUCUAUCUCCACAACAAGUAAAUGAAGUUGUCAGUUCGAGGUAAGCUACGUAAAGUUACUACAAAACAACAUAAUAUUGCUAAUCCUGAUGGGCUACAUUAAUUUAAUUGCUUGACGUAGCGGGUUAAACAUUUACCUGAUGUCCAAUGGUCUUUCUUUAGGGACACAAGACCAAUGUCGAGCAGCGAAUACAAUGUUCAAAUACAGUUAAGGUUAGAGGGAAAAAUAUCUAGAACAUUAUGUUUCCAUGUAAAUAUUUGUAAUCAGUAAUACUCAACAUGUGAUGUUCAAAUCUGUUUUGACUAGCUAAUGCUACGAUGCAACAUACCAGCUGGCAAUUUGCAAGUGAUAACAGGAUGUGAAUAACAUUAAAAAUGCUCAUAUUAAAUACUGUAUAUAAUAGAUUAGGCCAAAAAAAAAAUAUAUGGGUUUCCGGUUUCUUCUCAUAAAAACUUAGGCAGGGUAGGUCGAUUUUAACUUCUUUUUUUUAACUUUUUUUUUAAUUUCCCAACAAGCGGACGCCAUUUUGUUUAGUCAGUGCUUCCACAUCCAAAGAUAAAUUUCCCUAAUAUUGCCUCAAAUUUCAAUUUUCCACAAACUUUUUCCUCUAAGUGGAAACACUUACAAGCAUGAUCCAAUAAAAAAGUUUAGGGUCGGGAUUUCGACGUCCAAAAGCUAGGUAGGGUCGGGAAACCGGAAACCCACAUAUUUUUUUUGCUUGCCUUAUGGUCAGAGGGUGUCUCAAAUUUACUAUCAUGAUAGCAUUAAGUAUUUCAGGGCUCAAGAUUAGCGGUAUCCCUAUAUCCACGGGAUACCAGAUUUCAAUUUUGGAUACUAGAUAUCAUAGGGGUACUAAAAAAUCAAAAUAAGGGAUACUAGAUUUUAAGACCUUUAGUAUCCACUUGGAUACCAGUAAAAAAUUCAAAUCUUGAGCCCUGUAUUUGGGGUGUUACAGCAUGGAAUACACUUUACUUCCAAGUUCUCCUUCGCUUGUUCGACUCCAAUGGCAAUUUUAUUCCUCAGGGUUCCCUACAAGAGCAGGCGUCCAGUUUACCGUCUAUAGCAUAGGCAAUCGCUGGUUGUUUCUCAAAAUUAUAUUAAAAAACUUGUUAAUAAUUCAUCAAGAAAACACAAAAGAAAUCAUCCAGCGUGAUGGGGUCUGUAUAUGUGAUACAGAUUCAUGUUGAUUUACAUAAACUUUAACUCUGAUUUUCUCGGCUUAGACAACGUUUAUUUUUAAAAUUACUUUGCCAAUGAACUCAUAAGAUGAGUCGUUUUUAAGCCAUUUACAACAUUCGCGUCUGUGUUGUAUCGGAUAUACAAACUCUCGCCUUCGGUUCGAGUUUGUAUAUCCGAUAAUAUCAGUGUUUUCAAUAAGAGGCAGUUACCAGCGGUUUACCGCCGCCUAUUUCGCCUCUGACAGCCGGUUAUUUUUUCGUUUACUGUAAUUUUCUAGCGACAUUAGAUUGUAUUAUUUUAUUGAAAAUAGUAUAAAGCAAGUAACUAGGGAUCCAAGGAUAGUGUAAAGUUUCAAAUUGAAAAAGACACGGCAAGAACUGUAUAAGGUCGCCGACAACCUAGAACAGUAAGAGCAGGCAUAGGCUAAAGCAGCCAUAGGCUAGAGUAGGCACGUUACUCAAAAAUGUGGAUUAGAACAAUGUUUUUAGGGGAUAAACAAUUCCUUAUCACUCCCUUCGUAACUCGUUUAUUAAAUGUUUAAUUGCAAGAGCUCUUAUUUGGGCAUGACGACUUUCUGUUUUGUAAAGUUGAUGGCUUACACUACAAAAUAAACUGUUACCAUGAUCCUCUUGGAAAGCAUACUCAUGCAUGUCUUUUCAAAAAUAGACUUGAAGCCGUACUAUUACCUACACUAAUCCUAUACAGAUGAGUAUUAUAUUAAAAGUUAAUAUUAUCACUAAAAUUAAGAGCAACAUAUUAUCACAAAAUUUUAAGGUGGGGAGAAGAAAGAAGUCCAAAAAUUUUUACUGAAAACCUAAAGGGUUGAAAUUUGGCUUUCACUUGAAAUGUUUGAACGCAGACGCCUAUUUUUGAAAUGCAGCCUGCUAUGAUGAUUAUUAUUGAAAACACUGCCGAUACAACACGGAUGCGAAUGUUGUAAAUAGUACAAGGAUGGCUUAGACUAUCAAAGUUUCUGUGAUCACAGUAGGAAUUUUGCAUAGAUAAAUUCUAAGUUUUGAAGGAUUUGUAAGAAAUGUUUGAGGAAACUGACUUAGUAUUUAACAAUGAGUCAAUUCCCUAUUAAUUUAAACACCACAUAUCUGUCUGUUUCUGCUGUCUAUUGGGGGGGGGGGGGGGUGUCAACUUUUGGUAAUAAAAUGUAUAGGGUAUCUGAAAGGGCAAAGGGGGUUAACUUCCAAUUUCCUUUGUGGGGAUACCCAUUUUGUGUAUUUUAUUUUCAGAUUUUGUUUACUUGAGACAAGUUGUGAACAAGAUGAUUUGUAUCCACAUUCUGCUGGCUUGAAAGUGAAUGGAAAACUUUGUCAGUUACCUGUAAGCUUCGGGAAACAAUACAAUUUGUUACAGUAACAUUAUAUUAAUGAGACAUUUAUUGAUUCUUGUCAGACAGUGUUCCUCGUAUGUUUUGCAGAAGCUACAUAUUUGCUAUGUAAGCUGUGAAAAGUUGAAAACCAUAACUUCAUGGCCAAUAAUGGAAUGUAACAUUUAUUUAAUUCUAGGGCUUCGUACCACGUGACAAUAAAGGCGAACACAAGAAAUGUGGUCGUCCAGUGGACAUAACAUCCUAUUGUCGACUGUCGUCCACUAUACCUAACCAUAUUCACGUCACAUGGGAACAAGAUCCAUUACAGGUACUUUAGGUGUCUUUCAAAACAUUGCAUUGAAAGGGUACUUGACACAGAGAGGAAUGGCUAUAACUGUUUCAAUUUUACAGAAAAACGUUUGUAUGAAGUGUAGACCCUGAGCGACCAAAAAUGUCAAAUUUUUGCUUUGAUCUAUCAUUGAAACUUUCCCAAGGGAGGAGUUCUUUGUGUCACAUUUCUGAAUGCGGGAAAUGAUAUUUCUGAAACAUUAAAGUUAUUUAUUCUCAUUCCUGCAGAGGUUUGUUGUGACGGUUCAUCUUGUCAGAAAAGUGACGUCCAGUUGUUUGAUACAGAGGUUAAAAAUACGAGGAAGACGAAAUCCUGAUCACUCCAGAGCGCUAAGUAAG
Messenger RNA from Paramuricea clavata, 5291 nucleotides. NCBI's taxonomy places the organism in Eukaryota, Metazoa, Cnidaria, Anthozoa, Malacalcyonacea, Plexauridae. The record is from the annotation of a GenBank genome assembly.